This is a messenger RNA of Lutzomyia longipalpis, 1509 nucleotides long. RefSeq names its product N(4)-(Beta-N-acetylglucosaminyl)-L-asparaginase-like. Gene Ontology annotation, molecular function: N4-(beta-N-acetylglucosaminyl)-L-asparaginase activity. The record is from RefSeq and is a predicted model, not a curated record. NCBI's taxonomy places the organism in Eukaryota, Metazoa, Arthropoda, Insecta, Diptera, Psychodidae. Bases 399 to 1448 code for a protein of 349 amino acids. Gene Ontology annotation, biological process: protein deglycosylation. The transcript is spliced from 4 exons.
AGUGUGAUAUCUGCCAAGAAGAUCCAAUUCGUGGAACUCGAUGGCAUUGCAAAGUAUGCGAAAAGUCAACAGACUACUGUUCAGAUUGUCUCUUCACGCAGCUCAUUCAACCCAACCUUAGGCAUCCUCCAACUCAUAAAUUUAUCGCUUUUCGUGUUAAUCAUACAACAAAGAAAUGAUAAACUUUUACAUAAGUUUAGUGCGAAAGAAGAAAGUUUCUUGUCGAUAAAGUUAAAUUUUACAAACUCCAGAAUAGUGAUGAACUUUUAUUGAGCUCUAAUGCGAUAUUGGUAUCAAAUAAAAUAUACAGUUGAAAAACACUUUUGAUAAGAUUAAAGCCAACCACUCUUAUAAAACCAUUAGCUCGUCAAUUGGUGUUCAUCAUUCAAGUGAAGAGCAUGAAGAUGAUCAGCUUAAUUGUUUUAUUUUUUGCCCAAUACUUUUUAUCCGUCACACAUGCCUCUGUACCUUUAGUGAUAAAUACAUGGAAUUUCCGGGAAGCCAAUUAUCAAGCAUGGAAAGCCCUUUAUAUGGAGGGUAGAACGGCUCUGGAUGCUCUUGUUUCCGGAUGUGGUGUCUGUGAAAUUCGUCAAUGUGAUGGCUCAGUGGGAUUUGGAGGGAGUCCCGAUGAAUUGGGCAACACAAGUCUCGAUGCAAUGAUCAUGGACGGACGUACAAUGAAUGUGGGAGCAGUUGCCAAUGUGAGGAACGUGAAGAAUGCCAUUGGAGUUGCUCGACAUGUUCUCGAAUACACCCGUCAUACCCUCCUGGCUGGAGAUCAAGUUUCGGAUUUUGCAAAGGAAAUGGGUUUCCCUUUGGAAUCUCUGCAAACUCCAGCAUCGCGCCAGCAGUGGCAGAAUUGGCUGAAUAACAGUUGUCAACCAAACUUCUGGGUGAAUGUUGUUCCGGAUGCCAGAAGUUCGUGUGGCCCCUAUGAGCCAAUGUGCAAAAAUUCCGUUGAAGAUUGCAUUGAACCAGGUAAUCGGGAAGAUUUCAACAUUGGGCCAGAUAAUCACGACACCAUUGGAAUGAUAGUAAUUGAUAAGAAUGGCCAUAUAGUCGCGGGAACAUCUACAAAUGGAGCAACACACAAAAUUCCUGGACGUGUAGGAGACUCCCCAAUUGCUGGUGCUGGAGCUUAUGCAGAUGAUACGGUGGGUGCUGCUGCUGCAACUGGUGAUGGUGAUAUCAUGAUGCGAUUUUUACCAUCGCUCCUUGCUGUUGAGGAUAUGAGGAGGGGUGUAGAACCAAAACAAGCUGCAGAGAAUGCUAUGCGUCGUAUAGUUCAACACUAUCCCACAUUUUCUGGUGCUCUCAUUGCUGCUACAAAAGAUGGUAGAUACGGAGCUUCUUGCUUUGGAAUGAAGGAGUUUCCCUACACUGUCAUUGAUGAGGAUUUCAACAGGAGAACCACAACACUUCAUGCUGAAUGCUUCACUAUAGAUUGAUUUUGUAACCUUAAAGUCUUUAAAUUGUUCAUACUUUAAGUAAUAAAAAGAUUUUAAUAAA